AUGGCAAAUCUUACCAAACGUGAAUUUGUAGCUUUAGAUAUAUCCGGCAAUACCUAUAUGUCUUGGAUUCUUGACGCCGAAAUUCACCUUAAUGCGAUGGGUCUGGCAGACACCAUCAAAGAUAAAAAUGAGGCAUCAAACCAAGACCGUGCCAAGGCAAUGAUAUUCCUUCGCCAUCACCUUGAUGAGGACUUGAAAAUGGAAUAUCUCAACGUUAAAGAUCCUCUUACUCUGUGGAAUAAUUUAAAAGAUAGAUAUGACCACCUGAAGAUGGUCAUACUUCCACAAGCACGUUUUGAUUGGCUCCAUUUAAGGCUACAAGAUUUUAAAUCUAUUAAAGCAUAUAAUUCUGCCAUGUUUAAAAUUAUUUCUCGGUUGAAAUUAUGCGGUGAAAAUAUCCUUGAUCAUGAUAUGCUUCAGAAAAACAUUUUCCACUUUCUCGCCUCGAGUAUGCUCUAG
Lycium ferocissimum is the source of this 459-nucleotide messenger RNA. RefSeq lists its product as uncharacterized. The record is from RefSeq and is a predicted model, not a curated record. NCBI's taxonomy places the organism in Eukaryota, Viridiplantae, Streptophyta, Magnoliopsida, Solanales, Solanaceae. The coding region runs from base 1 to 459 and encodes 152 amino acids. The transcript has a single exon.